UAGUUAACACAGUGCAGGUGGCGUACAUCCUGAUCAUUUGACAACAUUCACCGUGUUUUCGUAUAGAAAACAAUCAUGUAAUAUACUCUCAGAGCGAGCACCGUGUCCAUUAAAGAAAAGACUUGUCUCUGGCCGAAGUAGACUAUUUACUGGAGACAUUUAGGUCAACAGAAGGAAAACACGAAAGCGCUUAUUUGCUAAUGGACGUAUUAUUGUGCGUUUUCGUUGUGCCGUCGUAUUGCUAUUCUGCUUCGGUAUGGACAUAUAGCUAACGUGGAGCUCCUGUAAGACCCCGUCGACUUGUUCCAUGGUUAGUAGCGUGUCCGUGCUCCGAGAGGGAAGUGAAGCUCGCACGCCCAGCAGGCCUCACCGUGUUCGGGCUUUCCACUCUGAGACACCAGCAGUGCUGUUGGGUCACUCCGCUAACAAGUCAGUUCACAUAAGAGUUGACACAGCACACACGUUACGAUGAGUUUCUUUAGUUUUGGACAGAGUGCAGAAAUUGAUGUGGUCCUGAGUGACGCUGAAACGAGGAAGAAGGCUGAACACAAGACUGAGGAUGGAAAGAAAGACAAAUACUUUCUUUUCUAUGAUGGCGAGACUGUGAGUGGAAAGGUGAACGUCACCCUAAAGAACCCCGGGAAGAGGCUGGAGCACCAGGGGAUCAAAAUUGAAUUUGUUGGCCAAAUAGAGCUGUACUACGACAGAGGAAACCAUCAUGAGUUUGUUUCCCUGGUGAAAGAUCUCGCGAGGCCGGGGGAAAUAACUCAGUCGCAGACCUUUGACUUUGAGUUCACUCACGUUGAAAAACCUUACGAGUCCUACACAGGCCAGAACGUCAAGCUAAGAUAUUUCCUCCGGGCCACGGUGAUCAGAAGACUAAAUGACAUCAGUAAAGAGAUGGACAUUGUGGUCCACACCUUGAGCACUUAUCCCGAACUCAACUCCUCCAUUAAAAUGGAAGUUGGAAUUGAGGAUUGUCUCCACAUUGAGUUUGAGUACAACAAAUCCAAGUACCAUCUGAAAGAUGUAAUCGUUGGGAAAAUCUAUUUCCUGCUGGUGAGGAUUAAGAUUAAGCACAUGGAGAUUGACAUCAUCAAACGUGAGACAACGGGCACCGGUCCGAGUGUAUACCAUGAAAACGACACCAUCGCCAAGUACGAGAUCAUGGACGGCGCUCCAGUCAGGGGAGAGUCCAUUCCCAUCCGGUUAUUCCUCGCUGGUUAUGACCUGACUCCCACCAUGCGAGACAUCAACAAGAAGUUCUCUGUGCGCUACUACCUGAACCUGGUGCUGAUCGACGAGGAGGAGAGACGCUACUUCAAACAGCAGGAAAUCACACUGUGGAGGAAAGGCGACGUGGUGAGGAAGAGCAUGUCUCAUCAGGCAGCCAUUGCCUCUCAGCGAUUCGAGGGCUCGGCUGCUUCAGAGAGCGCUUUGGAACAGGCGGCAAAGGAGGAAAGCGGGUAGAAGAGAGCCACAGCCCUCCCGUCUCCUCUCACGAGACCCCUCGGCGUCCGCGUCGGAGGUACCCGUCAACUGUACAACAUCUGGUGAAGCAGCGGUUUUCUUUGUAGCCGCUACUGGUGAAGAAGGGAGACCGACAUACAGUAACACAUACAGUAUGUGAACAAUGAAAGAGUUUGCAUGAGGCAUUCAAAGUGGCUUCAGGCUGCUGGUCUUGUCCUCCUUCCUCAUUAAUGCAUUUUUCUUUUCUUUAUGGGAAUCAAAACUAAUCACCUGUCGCGAUGUCCACUGUGUUAAAACCGCUCAUGCGAUUUUCUUAACAUCUUCUGUUAAUGCUUUUUUGGGAUAAAUUAAUUUCUAAUCUCUUAACGCAAUUGAAUUGAUGACAAGAAUGUUCAUUACUGUGUCUCCAACAUUCCACCUUUUAAUGAAUGCAUUCCUAACACUGUUAUAAGGUCAUGAAGUCUCAGAUAACUUUGCACUGCUUUAUCUUGCUGAACACUUUUUUCGUCUUGGUUUUGUGUGUGUUUGCACAAAAGAAAUUAUGGAAGCAGAAACUUUUCCUUUUUGAGCAAGAGGGUUGAAAUAUUAUCCUGCACAUUUGUCAUGUUUUGAUCUGUAAAUAAGACCAGCUAAAACCUUUUGUCCUGUUCCAGCUUGUGUACAUCGGUUAUACAGUACACGGUGCCACAACAUGAUCUCUCAUGCUUUGCCUUGGCGUUCCAGUGGUGUUAGGAAAGGAUGUUUGUAUUAAGGUCUGAUAGUAUGAAGUCCUCUGUAUCCUCUUCAUUAGAGACGUGAAAGUGAAAGUUGUGCCUAACUGUAUCGAGCAAAUGAAGUCCUCCUGCCUCUAUAACAUAAUUUUAGUCUUUUAACCAGAGAAAAAGUUACAUUAGAACUAUCUAUCUUUUGCAAAAUGCUAAUUAAUUAUUCCUUGUCCCCAAAAGUCAAAUAAAUGGAUGCCAAAUGGGAAAA
Molecule: messenger RNA, 2442 nt
Organism: Etheostoma spectabile (orangethroat darter)
Lineage: Eukaryota; Metazoa; Chordata; Actinopteri; Perciformes; Percidae
Gene: vps26b
Product: VPS26, retromer complex component B
Exons: 6
Coding region: 469-1470 (333 amino acids)
Biological process (GO): intracellular protein transport
Source: RefSeq, a predicted model, not a curated record